Molecule: messenger RNA, 1696 nt
Organism: Cyphomyrmex costatus
Lineage: Eukaryota; Metazoa; Arthropoda; Insecta; Hymenoptera; Formicidae
Product: 15-hydroxyprostaglandin dehydrogenase [NAD(+)]-like
Exons: 7
Coding region: 213-1187 (324 amino acids)
Cellular component (GO): cytoplasm
Molecular function (GO): oxidoreductase activity, acting on the CH-OH group of donors, NAD or NADP as acceptor
Source: RefSeq, a predicted model, not a curated record
CUUUGAGACAUCCCCGCCACGAUGGAAACUUAAGUCGCAAUAUCGCAAAAUCCCACAUCGCUGCUUAUCGUAUAUAAGUACCAUUCGCACGGUCUCGAAGUUCAGUCGAAUACGUAUUACCAGCACAAACUUCCAAUUGUUCGGAUUCACUCCUAAGAACUUAAACCCACCGGAAAUUAGUUUAUUCUCGAAUAUCCAAAGCAGUUUUAUUCAUGGAGAAUAAAAUAGAACCAAGUUUAAGAAACCUUCGCCGUCGUUCUUCAGCGUCCGAAAGGGCAAAGGAGAUAGAAGCGAUCAAUUGCAUUGUUUCUGGAAAAAAUGUUCUAAUAACUGGUGGUGCAGCAGGAUUGGGCUACGCCUUUCUUAAUCAUUUCUUGAAGCACGGAGCAAAAAAAAUAAUUAUAUUGGAUAUCGAUGCUGAAACCGGCAAACGAAUUACGCUCGGCGUCGAAAAAUCUUGCGGCGAGAAAAAAGUACACUUCAUACAUACCGACGUAUCUAAUCACAAACAUGUGACUGAAGCUUUUGAAGAAGCAUCAACGCUAUUAGGAAAUAUUGACAUCGUGAUAAACAACGCUGGAGUUUUAGAUGAACGAAGAUGGGAGAAGGAAAUCUCGGUUAACAUUGGAGGCAUGGUCAGCACUGCGAUGUUAGCUGUGCAAUAUAUGAGCAGAGAUACGGGUGGCCAUGGUGGUAUCUUGGUAAACGUGAGCCAGCAUGUGGAUAUUCGAAAUACAGCCCAACUUCCGGUUUACACUGCCACGAAGCAUGCCGUUAUUGGUCUAUCGCAGUCUCUAUCGGAUCCCUAUCACUAUGAGAAGACCGGUGUUACCAUAAUAACUUUGUGUCCAGGAUUAACGGAAACCGCUCUAACAGUAGAUAGUCCUAAUAAACUUCUUUCCAGAGUCAUGAAGGCAGAUUUUGUUAAGAAUCUUGAACAGUUUCCAAUACAAACACCUUACAUAGUCGCGCAAGGCCUGAUGACGAUAUUGAGGAUCGGUGAAUCUGGCAGUAUUUGGGUUAUCGAAAGCGGCAAAGCGCCUUAUGAGGUUUAUGUACCGAAUCCGCGUACUCUGCGUCGUCAUUAUAAGAACAACUUCUCACACGUCGAUACCAAGGUCGCGAGAGGUCGCCCGAUAAGAGAAGUCUGCGAUAGUACGAGGACAGGUCUGAUGAGUUGUGCCUGAUAAUCGGCAAGCGCAUGACCGUGAUCUCUCACUCUGUUUAGGGCUGAAAUCUUCGAUCCACGUGUGACGAACGUCAUCCGAAGACUAUAUUAGAAGAUAUUUCACAUGUAGAUCAGUGUAACCGGAAGUGCAGAACAGAAGCGAUGCAGUCGAAGCGAUAUUUCGCGGGAAAUAACAUUCCCGAGAUUCUCCGUAGAUAUAAUUUUGUAUUACAAAAUUUCAUGCAUAUUUUCUUUCUCCUCAAUCAUCCAACUGUAUUUACUGGUUACGUCAUAGUUUCCUUAAAUACACGCAACAUAUUCAACCUUUUUCAUUUCUUAUUAAUAACGCCAGAUUGUAUGAAGGUGUCUGUGAUAAAAAAAUUUUAUAAUAAAUAUUUUUUUUUUUUUAAAUAAACUAAUCUGAAAAUAAGACCUUCAAAAAUGUCAUGUAUUAUAAGUUUCGUACCGAAUUUUUAAGAUAACUCAUUAUAUCCUGCAAACUAUAAUACAAAUCGUUAUAAAUGGCGA